UGGGCCCUGCUCCGCCCCCCAGGCUGCGGAGCCGGCGGAGGCCGCACGUCUUACGCCGGCCGCGGCUGCUGCGGCGUUGGGGAGAUUGAGCUGUCGGCGCCAACGGGCUGGGAUCCCGGCCUGGGAAAAGAUGGCCUCACUGCCCCGGAGGGGCCUGGUCCCACCUCUACUCUGGGGCCUGAGUCUCUUCCUUAGGCUCCCAGGUCCCGUCUGGCUCCAGCCCUCUCCACCUCCCCAGUCUUCUCCCCCAACUGAGCUCCAUCCAUGUCAUACCUGCCGGGGACUGGUCGACAGCUUCAACAAGGGCCUGGAGAGAACAAUCCGGGAUAACUUUGGAGGUGGAAAUACUGCCUGGGAGGAAGAGAAAUUGUCCAAAUACAAAGACAGUGAGACCCGCCUGGUAGAGGUGCUUGAGAGCGUGUGCAGCAAGUCGGACUUUGAGUGCCACCGCCUACUGGAGCUGAGUGAGGAGCUGGUGGAGAGCUGGUGGUUUCACAAGCAGCAGGAAGCCCCGGACCUCUUCCAAUGGCUCUGCUCAGAUUCCCUGAAGCUCUGCUGCCCGUCAGGCACCUUCGGGCCCUCCUGCCUUCCCUGUCCUGGGGGCACAGAGAAGCCCUGCGGUGGCUACGGGCAGUGUGAAGGGGAAGGGACUCGAGGGGGCAGCGGGCGCUGUGACUGCCAAGCCGGCUACGGGGGCGAGGCCUGUGGCCAGUGUGGCCUUGGCUACUUUGAGGCAGAGCGCAACGCCAGCCAUCUGGUAUGUUCGGCUUGUUUUGGCCCCUGUGCUCGCUGCUCAGGCCCUGAGGAAUCAAACUGCCUCCAGUGCAAGAAGGGCUGGGCCCUGCAUCACCUUAAGUGUGUAGACAUUGACGAGUGUGGCACAGAGCGAACCAGCUGUGGAGCCAACCAGUUCUGUGUGAACACAGAGGGCUCCUAUGAGUGCCGAGACUGUGCCAAGGCCUGCCUGGGCUGCAUGGGGGCGGGCCCGGGCCGCUGUAAGAAGUGUAGCCCUGGCUACCAGCAGGUGGGCUCCAAGUGUCUCGAUGUGGACGAAUGCGAGACAGAGGUGUGUCCAGGAGAGAACCAGCAGUGCGAGAACACCGAGGGAAGCUAUCGCUGUGUCUGUGCCGAGGGCUACAAACAGAUCGAGGGCAUCUGUGUGAAGGAGCAGAUCCCAGAGUCAGCAGGCUUCUUCUCAGAGAUGACAGAGGAUGAGCUGGUGGUGCUGCAGCAGAUGUUCUUCGGGGUCAUCAUCUGUGCGCUGGCUACACUGGCCGCCAAGGGCGACUUGGUCUUUACCGCCAUCUUCAUCGGGGCUGUGGCGGCCAUGACCGGCUACUGGUUGUCAGAGCGCAGUGACCGCGUGCUGGAGGGUUUCAUCAAGGGCAGAUAAUCUCUGCCACACCUGCAGGAUUUCUUCCCAUCCAGGCUGUCCCCAGAGGUCAGCCUCUCUCCUGCCUGGACACUUGAGGCAGCUUGCUUUAUUUCUGAGUGGGGUAAGCACCCUCUAUCCACCAGGCCUGGGCAGGUGAGGCUCUUGGAGUGAAAAAGUAGCUCUGAAUAUGGAUGCCAUGAGAUCUUGGCCUGGGGGAGCUGGGCAGGCUUCACAUGUGUGAAUUUUUUAAAAAGUAUCUCUUUGUGGUGACUGCUAAUGGGCUUUGGC
Molecule: messenger RNA, 1663 nt
Organism: Lontra canadensis (Northern American river otter)
Lineage: Eukaryota; Metazoa; Chordata; Mammalia; Carnivora; Mustelidae
Gene: CRELD1
Product: cysteine rich with EGF like domains 1
Exons: 11
Coding region: 131-1393 (420 amino acids)
Molecular function (GO): calcium ion binding
Source: RefSeq, a predicted model, not a curated record